This is a messenger RNA of Aplosporella prunicola CBS 121167, 2691 nucleotides long. RefSeq lists its product as uncharacterized. Gene Ontology annotation, cellular component: nucleus. Gene Ontology annotation, biological process: regulation of DNA-templated transcription; DNA-templated transcription. Gene Ontology annotation, molecular function: zinc ion binding; DNA-binding transcription factor activity, RNA polymerase II-specific; DNA binding. The coding region runs from base 1 to 2691 and encodes 896 amino acids. The record is from RefSeq and is a predicted model, not a curated record. The transcript has 5 exons. Lineage: Eukaryota; Fungi; Ascomycota; Dothideomycetes; Botryosphaeriales; Aplosporellaceae.
AUGAGGUCCUCCAUCGCGUGCGCCCGCUGUCGUCGCAGCAAGGUCAAGUGCGUCAACAAUGGCGUCGGCACCACCUGCCGCGCCUGCGAGACGUCGGGGCGCGAGUGCAUCUACCCUUCGCCCGCCACCCAGCACGCCGCCCGCCGCGAGAGCAGCGCCUCGGGCAUGCCCGCCAUCGAUCGCCCGCCCACCAGCGACACUCCGCGACGCGCGCCCCGCCCCAAGAAGAACACGGCCUCUGUCUCAGGCCACGCAGCCUCCAGAGAGAGCCCCCACGCCAUUCUCGAUGCCUUGGACGCCAGCGUGCUAACGCCCAAAGUCUGGACCGAAUUGUUUGACAUAUUCCAGACGCAUUACUCAACUGAUUUUCCCUUUCUGCAUCCUCCGAGCUUCCUCAAGCCGCUGCGCCAGUCGUCUUUGCAAGGCCCUGGCACCGGCUUUGGCGAUGCGAACGCGUCUCCCGCGCCUGCCCUGUCCCCCGUUCUCCUGCUGGCCUUCCUGACUCUGACCUCUCGAUUCCAUCCUCAAUUGGUCGCCUACCAUUCUCCAUCGACGUCGAAGCAGAAUCCCCUCAUCGCCUCGGAAUACUAUGCGUCCGCAUGUCGAGCCCGGCUCGCCUCGAACAGUGGCAGUGAGCUAGGCCUUCCUGACCUGCAGCGCACUCAGACCCUCCUUAUGCUAGUCUUACACGAAUGGGGCAUGUGCCACGGAGCUAGAGCCUGGGUCCAGUUAGGCGUAGCGAUUCGUGGGGCGCAGAUUCUGGGACUUCAAUUCGAAAACGACCUUGACGACAUGCCGCUGGCUCGGUCCACCGCUCUCGCGGAAGAAGCACACCAUUCUGACAUCGACCUGGGACGAGGGAAACCUUCUUUUAGCAAAGGAGAUACUUUUAUCGAGCAAGAAACGAGACGCCGAACGUUCUGGAGCUGUCUCAUCAUGGACAGGUAUUUAAGCAGCGGAAAAUACAGACCUCAGAUGAUCAAUGUGCAAGAAUUGAGGAUCCAGCUGCCUUGCAGCGAACGAGCGUUCCUCUUCGGCGAGAAGGUUAGGACACUUAUGCUGGGAGAAGAAGUUCACCAUGUGGCCGGUCGUGCUCAGAUUCAGAGUCAGCGCAAGGCGUCGGUCAUGCUUGGCUCGAAGCACGGAUCACCGAACGGGGAUACCCCUGCCAGCGGGGACCCGUUUUCCAGCGGGGAUCUGGGCAGAAACGACGAGUCUGAGGGAAGGCUGGAGAUUGGCGCUGAUGAGGGCAUCGUGAGCCGCUACAUCAAAGUGCUGGACCUGUACGGGCGCAUCGUGAAAUGGUCCUGCAGCGGAGGCAGAAGGCGCGAGCAAUAUCCACCUUGGGAUGAGAGGUCUACCUGGAACGUGCUCCGGAGUCACCACGUUGCAUCCAGGGAAUCUUUGCCUCGAGACAUGGAGCUUAACGCCGGCAACAUUUCCGCCCACAUCACGUCGAGGACAUCAACUCCAUUCGCUCUCUUACAUGUGGUUCACCUUCUCUCCGGCAUCAUUCUUCACAGAGAAUACCUCCCCUUUGUACCAUUCCGGUGUUCUAGACCACAGGGUCCCCUUGAUCCACCCAUCUUCUCCACGGACGAACACAAGGCUUCGGAGGGGUUCUGGGAGCAAAGCGCGCAUGAGUUGUUCAAGACGGCACGGGAGAUCAUCGAUCUUCUCCGGAUAUGUCAAGAGUGGGGCGUCCUUGCCGAAACACCCAUUGUAGGCUUCGCUGCCUACACUGCAGCCUUUCUUGGUGUUUACGCGAUCAAUUUUCCGUGGAUGGAUCCCAAUGGGUAUAUGUGCAAGGGAACGCGAGACCCGGUCAAGUCAGAGGCAGCCGAUUCGCCCGGAGCAGAAGCAGCGCGCAAGGGUCUGGAGAUCAUCAGCCACAUGCGCCGGUCGCUGCAGAUGGCGGACGGGUGGUUCAAGACGAUCAAGCGGGCGCACAUCUACUACAUUCGGAUCAAAAAGGACCUCCGGCAAGGCGCAAAAGGGCCGCGCAGCCUGUCACCGGCUGGCGGUGACCCGUCGGAGGCGUACCGCAACCUGAGCCUGCGCGACCACGGGCCCGAGGAGCAUCGGCUGCUGGAGAAGACGCUGCGCGACUUCAGCGGCGGCGAGGACGAGGACAUGGAGAUGUUGGACGCACCGGAAGCACGGCGGGACAGCGUGGAAACGGACAGCACGACGCAGCGGGGCACGCCUGACGCUAACGCGGUGCGGCAAGAGCGAUGGAACGCCAUCAACACGGUCGCCGCUGCCGCCAGUCAGAAUGCGGCCAACGGCGCAUACGGCCCGGGCGGCAUCUCGCUCUCCAACCCUGCCAGCGAUCAUCUCGGCCCCUCGCCCGCCAUGUCGCCGCCCGCCCCCGCCCCGUACGGCUCCGGCUUCACCCCCAUCCAAAUGCAGCAGCAGCUGUCGCCUCGCAGCACCGCCCAACACCAGCUCCCGCCUCCGCUCCCGCCCGCCUACCACCACCAACACCACUUCUCGCCGCCCCGCUCCUCGGCCCAAUCGCAAGACGCCUGGCUCGACGCCGUCGACACACGCUUCGGCGGCGACGACGUCGCUGCCUUUGUCGCCGGCACCAAUUGGCAGGUCUGGGCCGGCGCGGCCGCAUUGCGCGGCGAGAUGGGCGUCGGCGGCUGGUUGAGCGCGCUGUGGGCGCCGGCGAGUGGGCGGGGCUGA